Messenger RNA from Mirounga angustirostris (Northern elephant seal), 996 nucleotides. Its product is annotated as olfactory receptor 2T8-like. Gene Ontology annotation, molecular function: G protein-coupled receptor activity; olfactory receptor activity. The record is from RefSeq and is a predicted model, not a curated record. Lineage: Eukaryota; Metazoa; Chordata; Mammalia; Carnivora; Phocidae. The transcript has a single exon. The coding region runs from base 1 to 996 and encodes 331 amino acids. Gene Ontology annotation, biological process: detection of chemical stimulus involved in sensory perception of smell; G protein-coupled receptor signaling pathway. Gene Ontology annotation, cellular component: plasma membrane.
AUGAUGAAAACUCUGUCAUCUGUUUCUUCAUUUGCAGUGUCACUCUUGUUUGAAAUCAUGAACAUUUGGAAUGCCACCUCAAAUUUCAUUCUCCUGGGACUCUUUAACCACACAGGAGCCCACCUAUUUCUCUUUGUGAUGGUUCUGACAAUUGCCUUCAGCUCUCUAGUAGGGAAUGCCCUCAUGAUCCUCCUGAUUCACCAGGAUGCCCGGCUCCACACACCUAUGUACUUCUUAUUGAGUCAACUCUCCCUCAUGGACAUGAUGCUGGUCUCCACCGUUGUGCCCAAAAUGGCAGCUGACUACUUGACUGGCCAGAAGUCCAUCUCCCCUGCUGGCUGUGGGUUGCAGAUCUUUAUCUUCCUCACUUUGGGAGGGGGUGAAUGCUUCCUCUUAGCAGCCAUGUCCUAUGACCGCUAUGUGGCUGUUUGCCACCCACUGAGAUACCCCUUUCUCAUGAGCUGGCAAUUAUGCCUGAGAAUGGCUGUGGGGUCUUGGUUCCUGGGGGCAGCUGAUGGGCUCAUGCAGGCUGCUGCUACCCUGAGCUUCCCAUUUUGCAAUACACAUGAGAUCAAUCAUUUCUUCUGUGAGGCCCCUACUCUGGUGCAUUUAGCUUGUGCUGACACAGUUGUUUUUGAGUAUGUGAUGUACAUCUGCUGUGUAUUAAUGCUCCUGGUCCCAUUUUCUCUCGUCCUGAUUUCCUAUAGUCUCAUCCUUGCUGCAGUUCUUGAGAUGUGUUCUAGAGAGGCCUGCAAGAAGGCUUUUGCCACCUGUUCCUCACAUCUCUUUGUGGUGGGACUCUUAUAUGGAGCUGCUGUUUUUAUCUACAUGAGACCCAAAUCCUAUAGGUCAGCUAAUCAUGAUAAAAUAGUAUCAGUGUUCUAUACUAUCUUCACCCCAGUGUUGAACCCCAUUAUCUACGGUCUGAGAAACAGUGAAGUGAAGGGAGCCCUGAGAAAGUGUAUGAGUCAGUGUGCUACCUUAAGUCAUGACUAA